Molecule: messenger RNA, 458 nt
Organism: Trichogramma pretiosum
Lineage: Eukaryota; Metazoa; Arthropoda; Insecta; Hymenoptera; Trichogrammatidae
Exons: 4
Coding region: 19-405 (128 amino acids)
Molecular function (GO): odorant binding
Source: RefSeq, a predicted model, not a curated record
UCCGUAACGUAUACAAACAUGAAAAUCUACUUUGGCCUGUUGAUCGUCGGCUGUUUCGCGUGCAGCUCGCUCGCCGCUUCAGAGGAUCCGAUCAAAAAUGUCAUCAACAAGGACUACAUGAAGGCCUGCCUGACGCAGAACGGCUUCAGGGCGUCGUCUUAUCCCGACGGCCUGCGCAACGCCAAGGUGGCCUUCAGAUACGAGGAGAAUCGCGACUGCUACUUCGCCUGCAUGAUGACGAAAAUGGGCAUGAUCAAGCCCAACGGCCACCCCAACGAGGACGCCAUUCGCAGUACGUUCGGCAAACACAUCGAUCAAGUUAACAAAGCCCUCAAAGUCUGCCGAGUUCAAGAGAACAAUUCGUGCAAAUACGCCGCGUGCAUGAUGGCCAAUCGUGGAAUUUAAAGCAGCUGGCGUUGGCAGCCGCGAGCGAGAGGAAGAGAAGGCGCCUCAUGCUU